UACAAAUGAACUACUAUUUGACAUUUUUUGAAUUCCUAACCUUACUUAUAAUCUCACGUGUAGGAUAGCCAAAGCAAAGCCGAUUAUUAAAAAAAAUACUUUAAAAAAUGGGCAAGCAGCAGAAACCUUUAAAGCGAAAAUUAAGUGAGGCUACAUUUAAAGGCGAAAAAUCAAAGGAGAGUGAAAGCAGUCAGGAUUCUGAAGAAGAGGAUCUGUUAAAAGAUCAAAUCAUUGAGGACGAAUCUUCUGAUUCAGAAGCUGAAAUCGAUGAGAGCGAUUUAGAUUCCAGUGACAAUGAAGAUAACGAAUUUGCUGAAGAAGAAAGUGAAGAGGAUUCUGAUGAUUUAUCAUCAGCUGACAACUCUGAAGAUGAAAACGACAGUGACGCCGAAGAUGAAGACGAAGAGGAUAGUGACAAUUCAGAAGACGAAAACAAAAUUGGACAAGAAAGUGGGGGACCAAUUUCCAGUGAAAGCAACACAAAACAAAUUGAAAAUGAAGAUGAGCUACAAAAUAGCUCACACUCUCAAAAACACAAGAGCAAGGCUAAAAAAUCCCAUGAGAAACAAGUCACAAGUGUAGAUGAAUAUGCUGAAGAUACAAGUGAUGAAGAAGACAUUAGAAACACUGUAGGAAAUAUUCCUAAAAAUUGGUAUGAUGACUAUAAGCAUUUGGGCUAUGACUGGGAUGGUAAACAAAUUGUAAAACCAGAAACAGGAGAUCAUUUAGAUGAAUUCUUAAAAAGAAUGGAAGAUCCUAAUUUCUGGAGAACUGUUAAAGACCCUCAAACAGGACAAAAUGUCAUUCUUAGCGAUGAAGAUAUUACUUUAAUUAAAAGAAUCAAAGCUCAAAAAAUACCAGACGUUAGUUUUGACGAGUAUGCACCUUGGAUUGAAUGGUUUACAAGUCAAGUGGAAAAAAUGCCAAUAAGAAAUUUUCCUGAACAUAAACGUUCAUUUCUACCCAGUAAAAGUGAAGCUCGAAAAGUGUCAAAAAUGGUUCAUGCUUUGAAAAUGGGUUGGAUUAAAUCCAGAGAAGAACAGAAGAAGAUAAGGGCUAAGAAAGAACCAGAGUUUUAUAUGUUGUGGAACACUGAUGAUCAAGCUGAUGAAAUGAGGAGGAUUCAUAAACACAUAUCAGCUCCAAAGAGAUUGCUUCCAGGCCAUGCAGAAUCAUAUAAUCCACCUCCAGAAUAUUUGUUUGAUGCCAAAGAAAUGAAGGACUGGAAUAAGCAGAAAAAUACACCUUGGAAGAGAAAGUUACAUUUUGUACCUCAAAAAUUCGAUUCCCUAAGAAAAGUACCUGCCUAUCCAAGAUUUAUCAAAGAGCGAUUUUUGCGUUGUUUGGACUUGUAUCUCUGUCCGAGGGCGAUAAAAAUGAAGUUGAACAUUGAACCAGAAUCGCUUGUGCCUAAAUUACCCAGUCCAAGAGACUUACAACCAUUCCCGACAGUUUUGGCCAUUGAAUAUAAAGGACAUACUGAUAUGGUUAGAACUAUUAGUACUGACAAAAAUGGACAGUACUUAUUAAGUGGUUCUGAUGAUUGUACCAUAAAAAUAUGGGAAGUGAAUACAGGGCGUUGUUUAAAAACAAUUAAAACUGACAGUAUUGUAAGAUGUGUAGAGUGGUGUCCUAAUUCUGCUCUAUCUUUAAUUCUUGUGGCCACUGGUAAUGAGGUUCUUUUAAUUAACCCAGCGGUAGGAGAUUUUUUGGUUACAAACAAAACAGAUGAAGUACUAAAAGAAGUACCUCAUAGUGAUGUUAUUAUUAGUGACAGGAUUAAAACCACAGUUCAGUGGUGCGAACCUGAACAAGAACUGUUCGAUAGAGGUGUUAGAGCACAGUUAAAACAUUUCAAAAUGGUUACCCAGGUAACAUGGCACGGUAAGGGCGAUUAUUUUGGAUCGGUGAUGCCGGAUGGGCAAAGCAGAUCAGUUUUAAUAUCACAGAUAUCGAAGAGAAGAAGUCAGUUACCGUUUGCAAAGUCCAAAGGUUUGGUGCAGUGCAUUUUGUUUCAUCCUACAAAACCUUUCUUAUUUGUGGCGACUCAAAGGCAUGUUCGAAUAUACGACCUAAUAAAACAAAGUCAAGUUAAAAAGUUAUUAACUAAUUCCAAGUGGAUAUCAACUAUGGCAGUGCAUCCAGGUGGUGAUAAUCUGUUAGUUGGCACAUAUGACAGAAAAAUGUUAUGGUUUGAUUUAGAUUUAAGUACUAAACCAUACCAGACGUUAAGGUUGCAUGGUACCGCAGUAAGAGGAGUAGCUUUUCAUAAAAGAUACCCAUUAUUUGCUUCCGGAUCUGAUGAUAGAAGCUUAAUCAUUUCUCAUGGAAUGGUUUAUAAUGACCUGCUACAAAAUCCCCUAAUAGUACCAUUAAAACGACUGGAAGACCAUAAGUCAUUUAAUGAUUUUGGAAUUUUUGGAGUACAUUUUCAUCCACUUCAACCUUGGGUAUUUUCAUCAGGUGCAGAUGGGACUAUUAAAUUAUAUUCAAAUUAAGUAUAUUGUUAAAUUUAAAUAAAUAUGUUUUU
This is a messenger RNA of Sitophilus oryzae (rice weevil), 2530 nucleotides long. RefSeq names its product ribosome biogenesis protein BOP1 homolog. The record is from RefSeq and is a predicted model, not a curated record. Gene Ontology annotation, cellular component: preribosome, large subunit precursor; PeBoW complex. The coding region runs from base 108 to 2498 and encodes 796 amino acids. The transcript has 12 exons. Gene Ontology annotation, biological process: maturation of LSU-rRNA from tricistronic rRNA transcript (SSU-rRNA, 5.8S rRNA, LSU-rRNA); ribosome biogenesis. NCBI's taxonomy places the organism in Eukaryota, Metazoa, Arthropoda, Insecta, Coleoptera, Curculionidae. Gene Ontology annotation, molecular function: ribonucleoprotein complex binding; protein binding.